CACUGCUCCAAGGGGUUCGGUCUUCAUUGCAAAAGGCGCAUCGCCUGGGUUGGUUGGCAUAUUAAGAUGGAUCAUAUUUAAGUUGACUCCGCCCAUGAAAAUUGGGACCUUUCCUGUCAUUUAGCCAUACUUAUCAUUCUUUUGCCGUCUGUUUUAUCUCUCUCCUGCCAAAUCCAUAUUCACUCUUUGAUUCAGAGUUUUCUUUCACCCAUCCCUCGUACACAUUCGUUACUCACUUUGCUGUGCUUCCACUGCAACGCCGACAAGAUGAAUCGAGCCAGCAUCCGGAAUUUUGCGGUUUUGUCUCUGGCCUCCCUUUCGUCGGCGUAUUCCUUUGUGGGCUGCUAUAGUGAACCCGGCGAGCUGGUUCCCGCGGGGUCCUAUCAGUUCCAGUCCCUCGGAUAUUGCCAACAAGCCUGCGACAAGCGGAAUCAGACUGUAUUCGCGCUGCACAACGGAGACGCAUGCUACUGCGGUCUGAGUCUACCUUCCGCUGAGGCCCAAGUGCCAGCUGCGCAAUGCAACACGCCAUGCGCUGGCUUCCCUUCUGAGACUUGUGGCGGCUCUGACACCUGGAGUGUCAAUUCCGACUCCCUUAGCGUCAAACGCGACGAUGCGGACUCGGUCAUCGUGACUGCACCAGAUACAUCAGACCCGGUGGCAAACAUCCAGGUCAACCCGACCCUGGUCGAAACCGUCAUUGCACUUGCCAGUAGCGUCGUCAGCGAUGCAGAAGGCAGCGUUCCCCAGACAGCCAUCCCGAGCGUCAUCCUGACCGCGCCAACUAUGACUGCUGCCCAGCAGCAGCAGCAGCAGGUGGGAUCUGCCACCGCCACGGCUGCGUCCCUCGUGAUCGUUGCGUCGACUUCCCCGUCCUCGUCGCCCGCUGCGGCCUCGUCGAGCGCAUCUGCCCGUCCCUCGGCCAGUGCGGGUGCUGCUGCUGGCUUGGACUGCGGCGCCGGACGCGGUUCGCUGUUCGGGGGUGUCUUGGUCUCGUUUCUCGCAACCUUGCUAUAUUAAGACAUGU
This is a messenger RNA of Aspergillus saccharolyticus JOP 1030-1, 1027 nucleotides long. RefSeq names its product WSC domain-containing protein. Lineage: Eukaryota; Fungi; Ascomycota; Eurotiomycetes; Eurotiales; Aspergillaceae. The transcript has 3 exons. The coding region runs from base 268 to 1020 and encodes 250 amino acids. The record is from RefSeq and is a predicted model, not a curated record. Gene Ontology annotation, cellular component: plasma membrane.